This is a messenger RNA of Sebastes umbrosus (honeycomb rockfish), 4443 nucleotides long. RefSeq names its product filamin-A-interacting protein 1 (gene filip1b). The record is from RefSeq and is a predicted model, not a curated record. The transcript has 6 exons. The coding region runs from base 356 to 3898 and encodes 1180 amino acids. Lineage: Eukaryota; Metazoa; Chordata; Actinopteri; Perciformes; Sebastidae.
GUUUGUUAAAGCCUCCGUCAGUCCCUCAGUCAGUUCAGCUGCUAACACUGACUGAGAACACAUGUUAAAUAUAGAGCCGACUCACUCCUGACCAGGAACAACCAGGCUGGACACAGAAGAGGAAGAAGAACUGGUUUUAUUUAUUUAUUUAAUCUCUCUCUCUCUCCUCAGAGGACGAAGAUCCACGCCGCUCUGUUACCUCCAACUCUGGCAAGAGAAGAAGAAAAGUGUAGAAGAAGAAACCAAAGAGGAAGGUUAAAGAGAAGAAGACGUCUCAGUGAUGUUGUGAGGACUGGACUCACUUCUGGGAUUGGACAGCUGUGACACCUCCGACCUGCUGAGACACAGGUAGAAAAUGCGAUCGAGGAACUGCACCAUGGAGGGUCCAGAUGACGGACACAUCCAGCCCACUAAAGGCUUCAUCAAGGAGGAAGAGGAGAACACACCGGAGCUCACGAAGAGGAAGAUGAAGGUCCAGCGGGAGGAGAAGGACGGGAGGACGGCGAAACCUCAGAGCAGGAAGACGGCGGCGCCGCUGGAUCUGUCAAAGACGGACCUGAUGCAGCUGCUGGGAAUCAUGGAAGGAGAAGUUCAGGCCAGAGAGGACAUCAUCGGCCUGCUGAAGUCGGACCGAACCAAACCGGAGACUCUGGAGGCCCACUACGCCUCCGCCUUCCCCACUAAACCCCUUCAGGCCCUGCAGAGAGACGGACAGCUCACACUCAGACACAACAGCACCGACGACGUCUACGAGAAACCCAUGGCCGAGUUGGACCGUCUGGAGGACAAACAGAAGGAGACGUACAGACGGAUGUUGGAGCAGCUGCUGCUGGCCGAGAAAUGUCACCGCCGCACCGUCAUGGACCUGGACAACGAGAAACGCAAACACACCGACUUCAUGAACAAGAGCGACGACUUCACCGACCUGCUGGAGCAGGAGAGGGAGAGACUCAAACGUCUGUUGGAGCAGGAGAAGGCCUACCAGGCUCGUAAGGACAAGGACCACAGCAGGAGGCUGGAGAAGGUCCGAGCGGAGCUGGUUAAACUCAAGUCCUUCGCCCUGAUGUUGGUGGACGAGCGGCAGCUGCACAUCGAGCAGAUCGACCAGCAGAGCCAGAAGGUCCAGGACCUCACUCAGAAGCUGCAGGAGAAAGAGCAGCGCUUGGCGGCGGUCGCCGACACCGCCAAGGAGGACGGCCAGAAGGUCCUCAAGCUGGAGGCCGAGCUGGAGCACAGAGCGGCAAAGUUCACGCAGGAGCACGAGGAGAUGACGGCCAAACUGGCCAACGAGGAGUCCCAGAGCCGGCAGCUCAGGCUGAAGCUGGCCGGGUUGGCGCAGAAGAUCGAAGAGCUGGAGGAGAGCAACAAGCUGCUGCAGAAAUCAGAGGAAGACCUGCAGGAGCUGAGGGAGAAGAUCAGCAAAGGGGAGUGCGGGGAUUCGUCUCUCAUGACCGAGCUGGAGAAUCUGAGGAAGAGAGUGCUGGAGAUGGAGGGCAAAGACGAGGAGAUAACCAAGACGGAGACUCAAUGCAGGGAGCUGAGGAAGAAGCUGCAGGGUGAGGAGAACCACAGCAAGGAGCUGAGGCUGGAGGUGGACAAACUGCAGAAGAGGAUGGUUGAACUGGAGAAACUGGAGGGGGCGUUCAGUCGCAGCAAAAUGGAGUGCUCUCAGCUUCACAUGAACCUGGAGAAGGAGAAACGCGUGGUGAAGGAUCUGGCCGGCGAGCUGGAGACGGUGAAAACUCGGGUGAGAGAACUCGAGGGAUCGGAGUCAAAGUUUGAAAAGGCGGAGAUGGUCCUGAAAGACGACCUGAUGAAGCUGAAGUCCUUCACGGUUAUUCUGGUGGACGAGAGGAAAAACAUGGCGGAGAGACUGAAACAGGAAGAGCAGAAAAGUGAUGAUUUGAGUAAGAUGUUCAAAGCGGAGCAGGGCAAGGUCACGGAGGUCACGGAGAAGCUGAUCGAGGAGAGCAAAAAACUCCUCAAAUUCAAAUCGGAAAUGGAGAUCAAAGUGUCGACGAUCGCUAAAGAGAAAGACGAGUUAAAGUCUAAACUUGCAAGUGAAGAGGAGAAGUGUCGGGAGCUGAAUACCAAGCUGGGCGGGAUGAAAAUAAGAAUGGACGGACUUGAGGAGACGGAGAGGGAAAUCCAGAGGAAGUGGUCAAACAGAAAUCCAGAUGAAGACAACAAAGUAAAAGAGCUCGCGCUAGAAAUAGAAAGACUUAAGAGCCGGCUGAAACAGCUGGAGGUGGUGGAAGGAGAUUUAAUGAAAACAGAGGACGAGUACGAUCUGCUGGAGAAGAAGUUCAGAACGGAGCAGGACAGGGCGAACACUCUCUCUAAGCUGCUGGACGAGAUGAAGAGUCAGAUCGCCAGGAACAAAGCCAUAGAGAAAGGCGAGGUCACGAAUCCGGAGGCGGAACUCAGAGCUCGCUGCAAGACGGAGGAGGCGAGAACCAGAGAGCUGCAGGCGGACGUCCAGGCCCUGAAGGAGAAGAUCCACGAGCUGAUGAGCAAGGAGGACCAGCUCUCCCAGCUGCAGGUGGAUUACUCUGUCCUCCAGCAGAGGUUCAUGGAAGAGGAGGAGAAGAAGAUGAGCAUGAGUCACGACUUUGCGAACCUCACCAAGGAGCUGGAAUCCACCAAGAGAUACAGUCGCGCUGUGAGGCCCAGUAUGAACGGGAAGAGGAUGGUCAACGUCCCGGUUACCUCCACAGCGGUGCAGACGGACGUGGUGGCCAGUGAGACGGCCGAGGACGAGACGGCGGCGGGCUUCAUCCUCAAAUCGGUCCUCGAGGAGAACCAAAUAAUGAGCAACCUCAGACAACGGGGGCUUAAAAAGCCGGCGGUUCUUGAACGCUACCCUCCUGCCUCAGCAGAACUCGGCCCAAAGAAAUCCUGGAUACCCUGGAUGAAAAAGAAGGACGCCAUCACGAUCACUCAGAGCGCUCCUGAUAAGACCAACAGGGCGUCCUUGCUCCAUCCGCCCGAGAUGACCAGGCCGGGUCAGCCGCUGCACAUCCGGGUGACGCCAGAUCACGAGAACAGCACCGCCACCUUGGAGAUCACCAGCCCUCGAGCCGAGGAUUUCUUCUCCAGCACCACCAUCAUCCCGACUCUCGGACUGCAGAAACCUCGCAUCACCAUCGUGCCGAAGCCCACGACCGUGGCGUCGAAGAGCAAAACCUGUGAACUGGAUCGAGCCAAAUCCCCCGUCACGAUAACCACCAUCUCCAGGGCCAAGAGUCCGGACAAGACCAACGGCUCUGACCGCCUCCGGUCGCCGGUGUCCAUCAUCACGGUCAGCACCACCCCCGUGGCUGAAGUCUGUGCUUCACCCGAGCCUCACGACAUCACCGCAACCCGCACGGUGAUCAAGGUGACCCCGGAGAAGCAACCGGCGCCUUUCAGGAAGUACAACGGCAACAUCAUCACAACAGAAGACAACAAGAUCCACAUCCACCUGGGUCCACAGUUCAAGAGGCCCUCUGAGGGCUGUGCUGGUUCGGUGUUGACGCUCAGGAGCUCAGAGAGCAGCAAGGAAGUGUCAACGGGAACGGUGCUGCGCUCGCCACGCCAUCAAGCCUCGACGGCGAAGACGACUCAGAGCAAAAUGACGAGCAGCAUAACGAUCACGCCCAUCACGUCGGCGUCCUCCAGGCCGACGCAGUCAGUGCCCGGUUCGGAUGUGCAGUCAGCUCGGAGCGCCGCCGCCGCCACGCGGAUCCCAAUGUCAAAAGGUAUGAAACCGAGCAGCAAGGCGGCGAUUCUGGGCGUGUCCACGGUGACGAGGUUAGAGUCGCGGGGCGAGAGCCAGUUGAUGAAAAUCGAGCUGAGGAAGUCGAUGACGGUAUGCGGCUCGGCCUCGGCCUUGGCCUCGGCGGGAGGCAAGAGCUGAGGGAGCACGCUGCCAUGGCAACAACGAAUCUGAUGCCAAAUAUGAGUUACGGGCCUCAUCAAACAGGACUGUGUGUGAUGUCGCCUCUCUCACUACGGCUUAUAGCUUUACAAGCACAACACAUGUUUUCAGGAAACAUUUGAUGUCCUUUCAUGUUAUUUUUGAUUCUCACUGAAGCGUCUCUGUGCACGUCUGAGUGAUUAACUUCGUGUUGGUGAUAGUUUUGGCAGCAGCUCGUGUGUUUAUUUCACCGCCGCGCCUCCGGAGCACUGUGAAAUGUUUGUUACCGUAUGGCCUGUCAUCAUUUGUGUCAUCAGGCACCAAAAUAAAAAUCUAUUUAUCUCUGAAACACGUAUGGCAUCGCUUCGUAGCAUUCAUUUGUUUAUGGUGUGUAUGUGAGCUCCAAAUGUUAACCCAUGCUGCUAAACAAACAAAGCACAACUCAACAGCAAUAAAAACUCAUUUUCAGAGCUGAAAUGUGUGUCAUACUGUCCAGCAUUGAGUUCGUACAUAAAUCUUAAUAAAUGUUGACUGGAUAGACUUUA